UUAUAUCCCAACACGCCAUGCCACCUGCCCCGACUCCCUCCUCCUUCUCUUUCCACGACCAGCUCCUCCCCGGACGCUUGGUGCCCUCCUUCUACCUCCUUCUCCCCGCUUUUCUGGAUCUGUAGGGGGUCCAAUUACGACUUGUCCAACGCUUCUCGCUUUCGAAUUUAGAUCUGCAUAAUGCUCUCCUCGAAGAUCCCCCUCCUGCUUUCGUUAUGCGCGUCCGCCGUACUGGGAGCCUUCGUCCCGCCCGAGAGGCUGAACAUUCCCCUCCUGCUGAGUCCUGGGGGGCGGCCCAUGAUGGGCGUGGGCAUGUCCUCCGGGAACGUCCAGAACUUCAACUUCACGUUCACAACCAGUCUGGGCUACACUGCGGUUGCUAGCAAGCAAUGCACCGAGUGCAGCGAUACGCCUCUAUAUGAUAUCGGCCUGUCGUCCACCGCAAAGUCUCUGAACGGACAGUCCGCCAUGUCUCUCGGUGCUGGUAGCUUCAAUGGUUCGCUUAUGAAGGAGGACUGCACGAUCUACAUUUCGAACGGAUCCACUUGGCCGUACCCCAAUCAAACAGUGGUGCUUAUGGACACGCAGACUCAGGGCUCCCCGUUCGACCAGAGCAUAUCCGGGCUUCUCGGGCUCGGAACCCUGAGGAAGCCGACCACUGCUGCGGGCUUCUCAGCGGGGUUCGACGACGGCCUUUACGGGCAAUAUUACAUCCGCAAUCCCGAAGCUUCGAACUUCACCUUCGGCCUCGACCUCAAGCCCUCUCCGGUCAUCCCGGGCAACGGUUCUUCGCUGAAAAUCAACCCUAGUCAGUCGUCCCUUGCGGAUACCAACGUCGGGACGGUGCACUGGCUCCAGCCCGACCAGUCCGCGUACCAAGCAGACCAGGUGCAGUGGAGUGUUGCGCAGAAUACCGUCACAAGCGGCUACCUUGCGAACAACACGCAGCCGGACCUGACAAUCCAACUCGAUGGCUGGACUUCCAAGAUUGGGAGCAACGCCGUAGGCGUGCAAGAUCCAAUACUCGUGAACGUGGACCCCUUCUACCCGGGCAUCUACAUGCCUAUGCAACAGGCGCGGCUUAUCCAUGACGCCAUUUCCGGCUCGCAGCAGACGCAGCUGUCGACCAUUCCGGGCCAGACGAACUCGUGGACCGUGCCAUGCAACACGCAGAUUUCCUUCACCGUCCUCGUCAACGGACAAGGCUUCACAGUUGACCAGUCCAUCUUGGUCGUUGACCAGGGCGACGGGCAGUGCAUCAGUCUCAUCGAGGGUUUCACCGACUCUUCGGUGACGCAAUACAUCCUCGGGCAGAACUUCAUGCAGCAGAUCUACAUCAUCUUCAACAUUCCGAAGGACGGCCAGUCCAUCGUCGGGUUCGCGCCGCGCGCCGCGUCCACCAAAUCCCGUGACAUCGGCGCGAUCGUCGGCGGGACCGUCGGCGGCGUUGCGGGCGUCGUCGCGCUCGGCCUGCUCGCGUUCUUCCUCAUCCGUCGCCGCCAGGACAACACGUUCUUCGCGCGCGCGGCCGAGCUCGAGGAGGAGCACAAGGUUGCGUCCACCGUCGAGCCGUACACGCUCGGCGCCGAGCCGCACACGCCCUCCUUCCCCGGGUACCUCCCCGGGAGCCCGCCCGCUGGGGCGCACCACCCGCUGCUGGACGCGGCGGGCGUGCAUGAUGCGCAUUCGGGCGCCGCGCCGCCGACGUACGAGGAGGCGAGCGAGAGUGGGCUGGCUUCGCCCCGCGGAUAUCCGAGGGACUCGAAGAUGACGUACCGGAGGGACACGAUGAUGAGCACGAGUGUGGGGAGCCCGCCUGGCAGCCCGAGCCGAACGGGUUUCUCGGGUUCGAGCAACGUUUGAGUGGACAGUGUUGAUAGGACGCUGGACGCUGGAUCUAGGGCUUGAGUGCAUCGGUCACGCUUGUCGAUACUGGAGAUACUGGAACGAUUGGUUUUAGUAUGGAGAGGGGACGUUCGUGUCGGCUCGAGCGUGUGUAUGGUAGGGGGCUCUGCUAACUAUUCUUAACUUGUCAAACUAUGCAUCUCGAAGCACAGUACGAAUAUUCAUGUCCAAAGUC
Molecule: messenger RNA, 2080 nt
Organism: Trametes versicolor FP-101664 SS1
Lineage: Eukaryota; Fungi; Basidiomycota; Agaricomycetes; Polyporales; Polyporaceae
Product: acid protease
Exons: 7
Coding region: 181-1863 (560 amino acids)
Biological process (GO): proteolysis
Molecular function (GO): aspartic-type endopeptidase activity
Source: RefSeq, a predicted model, not a curated record